Rhea pennata is the source of this 4433-nucleotide messenger RNA. Its product is annotated as G-protein coupled receptor 83-like. The record is from RefSeq and is a predicted model, not a curated record. NCBI's taxonomy places the organism in Eukaryota, Metazoa, Chordata, Aves, Rheiformes, Rheidae. Gene Ontology annotation, biological process: neuropeptide signaling pathway. The coding region runs from base 1 to 1263 and encodes 420 amino acids. Gene Ontology annotation, molecular function: neuropeptide Y receptor activity. Gene Ontology annotation, cellular component: plasma membrane. The transcript has 4 exons.
AUGAGCAGACACACAUGGUUCCCUUUCCAGUACAUCUCCAAGCCCUUCUGGCGAGCAGACACUCACAACAGCACCAGCUUCCUCUCUGCGCUCUACGGCUUCCCAAACCAGUCCUUCUUCCACAGCGAGCUGGACCUGGAGGACCUGGGUGACUUUGCCAGUGGGACCAAGUAUGAGGGUGAGUCACAGAGCCAGACGGUGCAGGCACUGCUAAUAGUAGCCUACUCAGUGAUUAUAUGUAUCUCGCUCUUCGGCAACGUCCUGGUGUGCCACGUGGUGAUCAAGAACAAAAGGAUGCACUCAGCCACCAGCCUCUUCAUCGCCAAUCUGGCAGUUGCAGACAUGAUGAUCACCAUUUUGAACACCCCCUUCACGCUGGUGCGGUUUGUAAGCAGCACUUGGGUGUUUGGAAAGUUGAUGUGUCACAUAAGCCGGUUUGUUCAGUAUUGCUCAGUUCACGUCUCUGUACUGACCCUUGCUGCCAUUGCUCUGGAUCGACACCAGGUUAUCAUGCACCCUCUGAAGCCACGCAUGUCCAUGGUGAAAGGAGGGAUUUGCAUCAUUAUCAUCUGGGUUAUGGCCAGCUGCUUCUCACUGCCUCAUGCCAUUUAUCAAACUCUGGCAAGAUUUUAUAUCGGGAACAGAACAAUCCGAAUGGUCUGUCUUCCCAGCUUCCCUCCUCCUGCUGAUCUAUUCUGGAAGUAUUUGGACUUAACUACUUUUGUUCUCUUGUAUGUCCUGCCCUUGCUUGUGAUCUCCAUUACAUACACCAUGGUGGCCAAGAAGCUUUGGCUGAGAAAUGCUAUUGGGGACAUCACCAUGGAGCAAUAUUAUGCCCAUCAGCGGAAAAAGAAGAUGACACUGAAGAUGUUAAUGGUGGUGGUUGUAGUGUUUGCAGUGUGCUGGUUCCCUUUGAACUGCUAUGUGGUGCUAAUCUCCUGUAGGGCCAUCAACAGCAACAACGCUCUGUACUUUGCUUUUCACUGGUUUGCCAUGAGCAGCACUUGCUACAACCCCUUCAUUUAUUGCUGGUUGAACGAGAGCUUCCGAUCUGAGCUGAAAUCCUUGCUGUGUGUGUGCCGGCGAAGGAGUGCAGCCCAGAGCCACGCUCUGCAGUCCAUAUCCCCUCCUUUCAGGCAUGCCUGGGUUGAGAAUUGCCAUUAUAAAAGAGACAGCGCCUGUCAGAAAACAAGGGCCUCAUCCCAAAGGAACUCUGCAAAGACAGAUAUAUCCAGUGUCCAGCCAAUCGUGACAGGAAACUAAACUCUUCACCAGGCCAUAUUGUGUUAUAACUGCAAAACUGCAGAAAAAUCAGGUUGGAAGGGACUGCUGGAGAUCAUCCAGUCCAACCUCCUGUGCAAAACAGGCUAACUUUGAAGUUAGAUUGGGUUGCUCCUGACCUUGUCCAGUCAGGUUCAGAAAAUCUCCAAGGAUGGACUGCCCACAUGUUGGCCCCAGUGUGCAGUACCAGGUGCAUUGUUAAUCAGAACAGCUGGCAAAAAUUAAGCAAAGUAAUUAAUAGCACAUGAAAUCUUUCAUAGCCUACGCAAAUGUAUACACACCAACUAAUGCACACCCUUUUUAAUGGGAUAUCUGUUUAUACAUAGAGAAACACUGUGCUGGUUCCAUUUUGGAAUUUAUUUUUGAUUUAUUCAAGAUGAGUAACAUUUACAGCUAUUCUCAAAUUUAAAAAUGCAAAAUUUUAGCUCCUGAAUCUGCUGUUAUUUUUAUUACGCAGAUCUGGACAUCUGAUUCAUUCAGGUGUUUCUGCCAGGACCACAGACAGCUGUGCUUCCCAGUGACAGUUGAAGAAAUACCUCAAAAAACAAAAUGAGAACAACUUGGAAGUAGAACAGCAAAAAACUCACUCCAUUUGCAAGCAUUCACCUUUAAAUGGUUUCUUCUGUUCAGUAAGGAUUAUUAGUACUCCCGUAACACAUAGUUUAUUUUGAAAUCUGUGAUCAAGAAAGAAAUUUUUCAAGUGAGAUCGCUCUGAAGCAUUAGCCAGCUAAGGAAGCAACCCUUUGCUAAAAUAUGUACCACAUAUCAAUUUCCUAAAGACUAAACAAAUGCCCACUCACCAGCCAUUAACUGCAACUGGUUUCAGAGGAACUGUCCAAUUUUUGCACCUUUUACAAAAUUAUUUUUUUGAUAUCUUUCAAUAAUACACAGAGAUACACAUAGGAGAAAAUAAUCUGGAAGUCAAGAGUUGGUAAUGAAAGUCACUGUAUGUGGCUUGCACCAAUAACCAGUGCAGACACCAGUGUGAGUCCAGCAGAAUGAGAGUCAUACACCAGUUUGAGUCCAGCAGAGUGAGAGCCAUUUCCACCAGUCCCAGCAGGUUAGGCUGGUGACUCCCAGGCAGAUGCCCAGGCUGGAUGACAAAACCUCGUUAGGUACGUUCAAAGAAGGCCCUCAGCAACCAACAGACCUCAGAAACAGCUCCCUACCUCAUUCCUAAAUUGGGGGUGGUAGCGUGGCAGCACAGGGAUGGGACCUGGCCCGCGAGGGGCUCUCCCCAGUGCUGGGAACGUGGGCUCGUGGCAGGGCAAGUGCAGGGGGCUUCGCAUGGGGCGUGAGGGGAGGUGGACCCAGUGCAGUGCUGCACAAAUACAGCUCCCUUGAUCCACUCCCCGAAAACCUGGUUGGGAAUAAAGGGGCUCCGCAAGCAGCCAGAGAUGGUAAAGUCUGAAUUGCCUUGACAGGAUGUGUGUGGAGACCAGAGAGGUGUUCGCCUGUGGGAACCUGCCCUGCUGACAUUUGUAGGACUUCGUUAACAGUCUAGGCUUUCCCCAAAGAACUUUGCACAUUACUAUAUUUUCUAAGAAAACAUAUACUGUAGUGUUUUAACAUUGUUAAUCAGCAAUUCUUAUAAAGUGUCAACUAUUUUCAAUUCCAAUAAUAUUUUAACAGUCUUCAAGAGCUGUGUCCCUGGGCCAGACCCGCAGUCCUUACCCAGAGCUUGCCAUGCUGCCCUCGCUUUUUAGAACUAAUCAUGAUAACUGCUUGACAGCUGCUGAAGAGGGCACUUUGCUUUGUGUGAGAGGUAAAAUCUUCCAUUUUAACUCUGAGUAUUAAGAAAAGAUAAGCAGUUCUUAAGACCCACUGACUGAAGACAGGAGAAGGUGGCAUUAGAUGAAGAGAGCUUAUUUAUAAACCUUUAUAUAUUCCACCACUUCAUAAAGCAGAAUAUCUCAUAAUUGCCACAGCAAUUACCUCAAAUACUGAUAUUCCAUUCAUGCUGCUCUUGGUGUUGAUGAAGAGCUUUUAACCGUAUUUAUUCUGUUUUGAGCAGUGGCUCCAAAUACAUGAUGAAAUAGCUGAGAUUCUUCAGCGAGGAGGCAGGCAGGUGUGCAGGGCCUGGACAGCUGGUGCAGACAGCUACUGGUGCAACUGGUCACAGUGGGAGCCAGCCCCAGUCAUUUCAGAGCUGAGUUUGGGCCAGCAGUGAGAAAUAUCAAGUGAGAGCACAUGGCCAAACUGAAACUAAUGGCUUUGAAAAUCAACCAGUGUGGCACUGUUUUUUUACUCAGGAAGAAUAAUGAGUUUUUUUUUUUACUCAGUACUGGCUCAGCUUUCUUGAUUGUGAAGGAUUUAGUCUCCGUACAGUGAAAGGAAAAUGAGAUUCAUCCUUCCUAUGCAAAAUAAUAAUUACACUACUACAGCUUAGAAUUACUGCUGAAGAUUGGCAGUGCGAGUGAAAAUAUAUUAAUCUGGAAAUCAAGUUACUUUGAUAGGCACAUAAAAUGUGAAUGUGUAACCUGAUAGUGUAUUUGCAUCUAAUGGAGAAACUGUGAAGCUGAGGAAAGACUAAGUAAAAUGCAAUUCUUACUUCUUACUAAGGUAAUUACAGCAAGCAGGAGAGGAUAGAAGUACACCACACAAAAAUAGUGAUCAUACAUUGCUUUGAAUACUGCAUAUACACUGGCAUAUUCAAUUCAAACCAUUUAAGUAAAUGUUCCCUGUUAGAAAUAGCGAUAUUUUGCUGUAACCCAUCAGGACCACAUUUCUACAGGGAUUAUUGUGCAGAAGGAUCUGCCUAGGGAAAGAAACUGAAUUAGAAAACCUUUUCACAGAGAACAAGCACCUGAGACUCAUAUAUCUUCUCCAAUUCACCUGCAAGAAACCUGCUUAACAGACAGUAUCGCGUGGGCUUAUAAGCGCUUUCUUGGUUAACUUGGUUUGUGCUAACAGACAAGCGUGAGCGGAGAUCUGAGCAGAGCUGGCACAGCAGAGGUAAGCACCUGGAUCUCUCAUUUUACAUUACCAGCAAAUAACAACAUAAACCUGAUCCUACCACUAGCUUUCUUUUUAACAGCUGGAAUACUUGGGAUUUGUAGUGCUGCAAAUGGCAUUUCCAUAAUGUAACUGUUCAGGAAUGUUUCUAGAAACAUGAUGUCUGUUGUUAAAAUACAACAUUGUUCAAUCAGUAA